Physcomitrium patens is the source of this 564-nucleotide messenger RNA. NCBI's taxonomy places the organism in Eukaryota, Viridiplantae, Streptophyta, Bryopsida, Funariales, Funariaceae. The record is from the annotation of a RefSeq genome assembly.
AUGCUAAUAAAACAAAUUGUUAUACGGAAAAAAGCCCAAGAGAUUGAAAAAAAAUCUCCAUAUAUUCUUUUAUUUCAUUGUAGUGGCUUGACAAGUCGACAAUGGCGACAACUCAAAAAUCUAUUGUGUGCCUUUCGAGGUAGAACUUUAUUUCAACCAAAUUACAAAGGAAAACUACCACAUAAAAACAAGCAAGGUGGUUUUAUUGAGCAGCUUGCUUAUAGCGCAGGUCCCACUUGUAUCUUGUACUUAACUAAAGAAGCACCAGAUAAUACAUGGUCACAGUUAUUACCUUCGGCCUCAUACAACCAAAAUCUAGUUUUAUUAUACGGACAACUUCAAUCUACUUUAGUCAAUCAUAUGGAUAUAAAAAAAGCGGCUAAUUUAGAAAUAACAUCAGUAUUUCAACAACUUUUUGAGCUCAUUUUUUACCCAUAUAAUUCUUUAUGUUUUUGUUUGAACAAGCCAAUUGAUGCUUCACCCACUAUACAAGAAAAGACGCAAGGAGGGCCGAAGGCAGAGGAUACCCACUGCCGUAACUUGGGCCCCCACUUUGCCAAUUAA